AUUGAAUGUUAAUUUUUUCGUGUUUUACACAGAAAAGAUUAGUUUCUUUAGGCGCUUAUUUGAAAAGAAUGGGUCGAAAAAACAGGAACGUCAAUAAAUUCGCUCAGCGAAAGCGGGAACGCCGAGAAGCGGAAAAAAAUCCCCAAGAGAAACCUGCAGGUGAUGUUCGCAAAAAUUAUGAAGAAAUUGUUAGAGAAAAUGCUGUGUUUGAGGAGUAUUACAAGGCCCAAAAAGUCUGCCCUGAAGAAGAAUGGAGUCCUUUCAUGUCAUCACUGAAACAAAACCUGCCUACCGCGUUCCGCAUCACAGGUUCAAAGUGCGAGGCAAAUGCCCUGAUGAAUAUUGUCAAAAGUGAAUACUUUAGCCAGAUAUUGAAUAUGAAAAUAAAUGUUGGUAACGAGGAAGAGGAGAUCAAGCCUAUUAAUUUGCCAUGGUACCCUGGUGGUUUAGCAUGGCAACUACGCCUCUCCCGCACCGAUAUUCGUCGCAGUGAGCCUCUGUACAAGCUUCACAAUUUCCUCGUAGCCGAGACAGCAGCCGGUGGCGUGUCACGGCAAGAGGCCGUGUCCAUGAUACCGCCUGUUGUUUUGGAUGUCAAACCACAUCAUAAGGUGCUAGAUAUGUGUGCGGCGCCUGGCUCCAAAACAGCUCAACUAAUCGAGUUUCUGCAUGCCGACGAGGAUAAAAUGCCGACAGGUUUCGUGAUUGCGAACGACGUGGACAACAGCCGCUGUUAUAUGCUGGUCCACCAAGCCAAGAGGCUCAACUCCCCAUGCAUCCUCAUCACCAAUCACGACUCUGCCGUCAUGCCUUCUUUGGUCAUGACCGAUGAACAGAACCCAGACUCAACGAAACCAGUAAAAUUCGAUCGAAUCCUGUGCGACGUACCGUGCUCAGGCGAUGCCACACUUCGAAAGAACCCGGACAUCUGGCUUAAGUGGUCUACGGGCAAUGGGAAUAACUUGCAUGGCAUCCAAUACCGCGUCUUGAAACGCGGCUGCGAACUCCUCUCCAUCGGAGGCAAACUUGUAUACUCCACGUGUUCAUUUAACCCGAUCGAGAACGAAGCUGUCAUACACAGAAUACUGCAAGAGACAGGAGAUAGUAUCGAGUUGGUAGAUGUCACUGAUAUGCUGCCGGGACUUAAAUUUAUUAAGGGUAUGACGUAUUGGCGCCCGGCUUCCAAAGAUAUGGUGUUCUACGAGAAGUACGAAGACGUACCGGAGAAAUGGCAGACAGUGGUGCGACCACAAAUGUUUCCACCGUCGCCUGAUGAUGUCGAUAAAUACCAUUUGGAUAGAUGCGUCCGUAUCCUACCACACCACCAAGACACAGGUGGUUUCUUCGUAGCUGUCUUCCAGAAAACCAAGCCGCUUCCUUGGGAGAAAACUGAGUCCUCGUCCCCGUCAGAAAGUCAAGAAAACACGUCAAAAGAAUCCGAGGACCGCAAAGAACCGGCGAAGAAGAAACGCAGAAUGGGCGGCUACCGGGAAGAUCCGUUCGUCUUCUUUAAAGGCGACGAUGAAGAUGUGUUUCCGUCGAUUAAGGAGUACUACGGACUUAAAGCGGAUUUUGACUCGACUUGCUUAUUGACCAGGUGCCACGUGGGCAAAAAGAAGAACAUCUAUUUAGUGUCGCCGGUGGUCCGCGACAUAGUACGUCACAACGAACAAAGCAUCAAAAUUAUCAACACAGGCGUGAAGACUUUCGUGCGGUGCGAUAACAAGAACAUGACUUGCCCGUUUAGACUAUCUCAAGAAGGUCUACAAAGCAUAACCCCGUUCAUAGGCGAGUCGCGGCGCGUGCGCAUCCUCAAAGAAGAUUUGAUACUAGUUCUACAAAAUGACAACCCUUCAAAUCCGCCAGAUUUGAAAUUGUUUAGUGAACACACUAGGAACUUGGUCAAAGAUUUUGCCACCGGUAGCUGUAUCCUGGAAUACAAAGACACGGACUCCGACCUGGAACUGACGCUGGUCGGCUGGAGAGGCGUACAUUCUCUACGCGCUUACACAGCCACUCCCGACACUGUACAUUACUUGAGGUUGUUAGGCGCCGACUAUAGCAAAUACGAUGUCAACAAAUUCAAGAAAGCAUCAGACGUAGAUGGCGACGGCACAGAACCUACUGAAUCAUCCGAAGCUAGUGAAGCUAUAGAAGCUAGUGACACUAACGAAGCCACUACAACUAACGAAGUUAGUGAAGCUAUUGAAACCAGUGACACAUUAAUAAAUGAAAAUGGUAAUGCUCCAAAUACGAGUAACACUUAGUAUCUAUUAUUGAUAUAAGUAAAUAAUUUUAAAUAAUAU
Molecule: messenger RNA, 2306 nt
Organism: Hyposmocoma kahamanoa
Lineage: Eukaryota; Metazoa; Arthropoda; Insecta; Lepidoptera; Cosmopterigidae
Gene: Nsun2
Product: tRNA (cytosine(34)-C(5))-methyltransferase
Exons: 15
Coding region: 6-2267 (753 amino acids)
Biological process (GO): tRNA methylation
Cellular component (GO): nucleus; cytoplasm
Molecular function (GO): tRNA (cytidine-N5)-methyltransferase activity; tRNA binding
Source: RefSeq, a predicted model, not a curated record